AUGCUAGAUGAAGUGGGAGUCUCAAAAGCACAGAAGCUCAUCAGUCAAUGGGCCGGUAUCGAUGAGCUGUCCUUCGAAGAGCCUAAAACACCAGUCUCUGCUGAGAACUUCGAAGUCUUCGAAACAUUGAAAGUCAAAAUCAACGAUCCCAGCUCCUUGGGAUUGGAUACUGUAGCCCAGUACACUGGGUACCUAGACAUUGACGAAAGCAAACAUCUUUUCUUUUGGUUUUUCGAAUCCCGAAAUGAUCCAGCCAACGACCCUGUGGUGCUCUGGUUGAAUGGGGGGCCUGGAUGUUCAUCAACCACAGGACUCUUCUUCGAGUUGGGGCCCUCGUUUAUCAAUGGCUCGGUACAGCCAGAGUACAAUCCAUAUUCUUGGAAUUCAAAUGCCUCGGUAAUCUUUUUGGACCAGCCUGUCAACGUUGGCCUUUCCUACACUGAAGAUCCUCACCAGGCACCAAACACCACUGCAGCUGCUUCACCUGAUGUGUUUGCCUUCUUGGAAUUAUUUUUCACCAAGUUCGAUCAUCUUCAGAAGAACAAAUUCCAUAUUGCUGGAGAGUCAUACGCGGGACAUUAUAUUCCCAAGUUCGCCAGCGAUAUAAUAAAAAGACCAAACCGGUCUUUCAACUUGAGUUCCGUGCUAAUUGGAAACGGUUUCACCGAUGCUUUGAUCCAGUAUAAGUCAUUUAUCCCAAUGGCCUGUGGCGGGGCUGGUUACCCCCAGUUCGUUACUGAUGAAGAUUGUCGUUUGAUGGAACAAGAGUACUACCCAAAAUGCGGUUCACUCUUGGAAAUAUGCUACCAAAACCCCAGCGUUUUCACGUGUCUCCCAGCUCAUUACUAUUGUGAAUCCAAGAUGUUUGAGGCCCUUAAGAAGACGAAAAAGAAUCCUUAUGAUAUCAGGGAGGACUGUGUUUCUCCCGGAAGUAAUUGUUACCCUGGGUUGGACUAUGUGGAUGAGUACCUAAACAAUGAUGCAGUUAGAAAGGCUAUUGGAGCUUCUCCAAGGAGUGGAAAAUUCGUUGGAUGCAACGACGAUGUUGGUUUGGCCUUCUACUUGAAUGCUGACAAAACUCUUCCACAUCAGCAAUAUGUCGGGGAAUUAUUGGACAAUGGAGUUCCCGUGUUGAUAUACGCAGGAGACAAGGACUUCAGAUGCAAUUGGUACGGGAACCACAAAUGGACCGAUAAAUUAGCCUACUCGGCUCAUGAGCAGUUUGCACGCGAGUCUUUACUGCCUUGGUACGUGGAUGAGGCAGUCGCGGGAGAAGUGAAGAACUAUGGCAUCUUUACCUUUUUGCGACUCUACAAUGCCGGACAUUUGGUCCCUUACGACAAGCCAAAGGAAUCGCUCCAUAUGCUCAACCGCUGGAUUGCUGGUGACUACUCGUUGGGUGCAAAAAGAGGCGAGGAACAUAGUUCUUAA
Messenger RNA from Suhomyces tanzawaensis NRRL Y-17324, 1431 nucleotides. RefSeq names its product S10 family peptidase. NCBI's taxonomy places the organism in Eukaryota, Fungi, Ascomycota, Pichiomycetes, Serinales, Debaryomycetaceae. The coding region runs from base 1 to 1431 and encodes 476 amino acids. The record is from RefSeq and is a predicted model, not a curated record. The transcript has 2 exons. Gene Ontology annotation, molecular function: serine-type carboxypeptidase activity. Gene Ontology annotation, cellular component: fungal-type vacuole. Gene Ontology annotation, biological process: proteolysis.